ACAUUCUUAUCUAGGAAAUCAUUGUAAACAUUAUUAAACGAUAUAAUACGCUCUGCUUUCGACAUUCUCUGUUUAGUUUCUAGUCUUCGCUGCCAUGUUUAUUUCUACUCAAAAGUCCAGAAAAAUAGAAUCUGUCCAAAAACUGUCUGAUUGACUGAACUUCAUCCAUUCGUCAUGUGUCAUUGUCACCGCUAAAGACUAGGAGAAACAAAAGAAAAAUGUGAAAAUUUGACCAAAAAUAUAACAGGUUGUGAAAUUCUAGAUUUUUUUUUAUGUUUAGAGUGGUUAUUUAUAAAUUCCAACAAUGAUAUUAAGUUGGGUAAACAGAUUUACACAAACCGGAUGGUCUAGAGGUGAGAGAUGGUCUAGGAUAAAUUUCUUCAAGUUGUCAUUCUCUACAGAUGGGACUCCGAAAGUGUUAUACCUUAAAAGCCGUACCCUAGUUAAAGUCAGUGGACCUGAAGCUGGACAAUUUCUUCAAGGUCUAAUAACAAAUGACAUCAAGCAUCUUGAAGAUGCUGGCGCACAAUCCAUGUACGCCAUGUUCUUGAAUAAGGGAAGAGUUCUAUAUGAUACCCUGGUACACAAAUGGGCAGGAGAGAAUGUAUUUAUGCUAGAGUGCGAUAAGAUAGCAUUCUAAUUUGUUACAAAAACAUCUUAAAAUUUAAAAUUGAAAAGAGAGUUUCAAAUUGGAGAUGUCAGCCGUCUAUUCAAUGUGUGGGCCUUAAUAGGACCCCCAGACUUGGAAGUAUCCCAUGAACAAGAGAAGCUCAAUAUAAGUUUAUUCAAGGAUCCACGACUGCGGGAGCUUGGCUACACUGUAACAUCAACAGAUGUGGCCAAUUUGGAUCUUCACAAUACUUUUGGGAAAGAUAUUGUCAUCAAAGAUGAUGAGCAAGAGUAUCAAGCAUUGAAGUACAGUUUAGGUGUGAGUGAGGGGGCUGAAGACUUGUUCCCUGGCUCUUGCUUUCCUCUAGAAGCUAAUUGUGACUAUCUCCAUGGAAUUAGUUUUCAUAAAGGGUGUUACAUUGGUCAAGAGCUGACUGCUCGUAUUCACCAUACUGGUGUUGUAAGAAAAAGAAUUAUGCCUAUAGUCAAAAAUAUAAGCAACGAGGAAGAGUUAGAAAAGGAUGCUGCAGUCUGGGCUGCCUCUGAACCUGCACAAAUCAAAGUAGGAAAAUUAAAAAGUCGUGUGCAAGACGUCGGAUUAGGUUUAGUUAGGAUAAAAGAGGCUCUAGAAGCUAAAACUUUAACUGUAGGGAAGACCCCAGUUGAAAUAAUAAAGCCGUUCUGGUGGCCUAUGGAAGCCACUAAGGAAAGGUUAACAAUAGUUAAACCUGAAUUUGAGGCAGUUGAUACAAAUGAUGCAUUCAAAUUUAGGUAUGCAUUUUUCACUAAUGAGCAUAAACAGAAAUGA
Molecule: messenger RNA, 1417 nt
Organism: Helicoverpa zea (corn earworm)
Lineage: Eukaryota; Metazoa; Arthropoda; Insecta; Lepidoptera; Noctuidae
Product: putative transferase CAF17 homolog, mitochondrial
Cellular component (GO): mitochondrial matrix
Molecular function (GO): protein binding
Source: RefSeq, a predicted model, not a curated record